AAUGGGGGGUUUACACGGGUGACUAAAGCCGCACGAUUUUUGCCGCGCGGCGUAAAUCGACCAUCUAAAUGGCAAUUCGGCUAAGUUGCAAUUGACUAAAGCCGCAAGCCCCAAAGUUGGGUAGCAUCCGACUUUGGCCGCGCGGCAACCGGCCGCAUGCGACUGGUGAUUAAAAUCGACCGUGUAAACGAUCAGUUGCAGGCGAUCGCCCGACGCAUGAAGGUGUUUCGCGCACGCACGUGUAUUUAUUUACUACAGCGUUUCUGUGUACAUGUAUCGUAACAACCAUGAAUAAAAAUAACACCAUACAGUUUUUGGAAUGCUAUGAAAUGCAUCCAUGCUUAUGGAACCCAAGAGAACAAGAUUACAGAAACAAUAAUGUACGUUUAGCGGCUCUUAAAUCUAUUAUUCAAGAAAUGCGUUUGUCCAUAACAGUUGAAGAGCUUAAAUUGAAGAUAAAAAAUAUACGAACCACGUAUAAUAGAGAGGCCAGUAAGGUAGCAAAGUCAAAGAAGUGUGGCGCGGGAAAGGAUGAUAUAUACAGACCUCAAUUAAUUUGGUUUUCUGUAGCUGACCGCUUUUUAAAGCCAGUGAUAGAAGGAAGAAACAGUAAAGAUAACAUGGGAAAAGAUUCAGCGGUGAACACAAACAGCGACGCGUCUUCAUAUUUUGAUGAAUUGGAACAAGAAGAUAAUAUUGCGCCCUUACAAAAGAAAAAAAAAUUGUCUCCAAAGAAAAAGGCGGAGCGUGCUCUAAUGGACGCACCUAAAAUGGACCCACCUGUUUUACAAGCAGUCAAUAGAUUAGAAACUUUGGCUCAAACUAUCCGUCAAGAUGAAUUUGAUACAUUCGGAGUACAUGUGGCAAGCCAAUUACGUAGUUUGCCAUUAAGAAAUGCUAUUGUUUGUCAAAAUUUCAUCAAUAAUUAUUUGUCACAAGAAAGACUGAAAACCUUAACACAACAUUUUCCAAUUGCUAGACCUACGAGUUCACUUUCAGAAUAUUCACGCUAUACUUCGACUCCAGAAGCCGAAGCUACUACUUCCAGAAACCAAGCUUUUCAAUACCAGCGUGAAACUUCGACUCCCGAAGCUUCCACUUCUAGAAGGCACCUCGAUUAUGAAGAAGACUAUUUUGCCAGCUGUUUACUUACACAAAAAAAUACUGGGCAACAAUACGGAGUGAACGACGAUAUUCUAUCUCAAGCUGUUAGGUCAUGCUUAGAUGAAAACACAAUGGAAAAUUUAUAAAUAAAUCGUUUAUAAUUAAUUACUAGUUUCACUUACCAUAA
Molecule: messenger RNA, 1291 nt
Organism: Bombyx mandarina (wild silkworm)
Lineage: Eukaryota; Metazoa; Arthropoda; Insecta; Lepidoptera; Bombycidae
Source: RefSeq, a predicted model, not a curated record